AGUCAUUUCAAAGGAGAAACCCCAUUUUGGGCCUAAGCGUUACACGAAUGGGAUAUGUACCAAAAAAUUCGUCUAUUUUGCUUGAUUAACCUAUUGAAAUCUUAGCUUCAUUGACAAUGGCCAAGUGUAGAAAAUAAGUUGAAUUCAAUUUUUUGUUUUAAACAAUCUUUGUAAACAUCUGCAACACUUAUUUCAAUAUACGUAACUAGCUCCACAAACGUGCGGAUUAGAAUUAGAGCAUCCAUAAAAUAGGAUCGAUUUAGUGGAAAUCGAGUGUAAAAAAUAAUUAAUACUCUUUUGCUUUAGGAUAAAUGACUGUUUUUAUAGGUAUUUUAAUCAAUGUAAAUAGAUUAUGGCCAUCGAAUCGUGACACAACUACUUACAAUGGCGGCAAUUCAAAAUAUCUACAACUGACAACAUUAAAUAUAGCAUGAAAGGGUAGUUUUGCAUUUUUAUAUUAAUGUGACUAUGCCAUAGAAAAACACAAAUGUAUCAAAUCGUGUUAUGUUAUAUUUAAUGUUGCCAACUGAAGACAUUUUGGAUUGCCGCUAUUUAGUUGUGCCAUGAUUCGCUGGCCAGACUAUAAACUUAAUCUCAUUGAAUAACGUAACGUAAAGCACCAAAAUCUACUAACAAAAAUCAUUAAAAGAAAUAAAUAACUGUGCCAUUUAGUUAUGACACGAAAUCAUAUCGGCAACUGCGGCAAUUCAAAAUAUUUUCAACUGGCAAUCUUAAAUACAACAUGAAAAAGUCGAUUUGGUACUUUGAGUUUUUCUAUGGUGUAGUUACAUUAAUAAUUUUACUGGUGGUAGGAUCUCUUGUGAGUCCGCGCCUCCCGCCCGCUUAUUUUUACCGUAAAGCAGUAAUGCGUUUCGGUUUAAAGGGCGGGGCAGCCGUUGUAACUAUACUGAGACCUUAGAACUUAUAUCUCAAGGUGGGUGGCGCAUUUACGUCGUAGAUGUCUAUGAGCUCCAGUAACCACUUAACAUCAGGUGGGCUGUGAGCUCGUCGAUGGGUAUCUAAGCAAUAAAAAAUAAAAAUAAAAAAGGCAUGAAAUAAAAUAAAAUGAAAUGUGAUGAGAUAAUAUGGGAGCACGUAAUGAUUUAUAUUUUAUAUAAAAAAGUUAUCAUAUAAAUAUAGUUUUUCAUAUAAAAAAGUUUUCAUUAAAAUUAAAAUAAGACUGACCUAAAGGUCUUAGUUACCAGGUCAUAAAAUCCCUUAAAAAAUCAUUUCGUGCGCAGCGCGUUUCGCAUUACGUUGUUUUUAAUUUUUGGCUUUCGUUCGUUUUCGUAAACAACCUAACGCGCGAUUUCUCGUAACAGGUUCCAUUUUUAUUUUAAAGCAACCUAUUACAGCAAUAGGUUUCGUAAAAAAUUACUCAUCUUUAGUAGGAAACAGCCUCAAAAAUAUCGUUUUUAUUAAAAUAUCUCGAACAAUAAACAUAACCUAAAAUGUAAACAUUGUCUGAUUUUACCAAUUUGGCCAUUGCUGGGAGACCUGAAAAUUGGGCUCAUGAAACCUUCUUAGGUAUUGUAACUUAUGCCCAAAUUCUAGCACUGUAACGCCAGGCCCAAGUUUGUAUGGAUUUCGGGUUUGUCCUUUAGUACCUACAUUUUUUCAAUAAGCAGUGGAAUAGCCAUACGUGAUUUAAAGUAGCUACGACCACUCUCCAUAUGGACGAAUACUUCAAUUUAUCCAUUAAGUUGCGGUCUGAAGAUGGAACUGAGAGUAAGGAAUAAUCAUUCUUAAAAAAAUCGAAUUUAUUCCAUAAGCGCCUACGAGCAAGCGUCCGCAAUUUGGACCAAACUAAAAAACAUAUUUUUAUUGAAUGUUGUAAUAGGAGCAAUGCGCAUAUAUGUAUGCAGAUUUGCAUAUUUCCAUAUUUUAUGUACAUAUUUUGUAAGGGACUAUCCAACUUAGGAGGCAUUGCGGAUUUUGUGUGACUCCUUCGAAUUCACGCAGUGUAAAUAGCUCAGAAUUUUUGGUUGGUUGCAAUGAAAAAUUGAUUCUUUUUAAUAAGCUUUUAUUAUCUUACGUAUGUUGGUAUGUAUAUAACGGAAUCUUUGACCGUGAUUUUGAUACCCUUUAAGACGUCGGACUAACUCAACAUUUUGCGUACUUAUCAAGGAUCGAUGACAAUUCAAUAUUUUAAACAGUUAGAUCACUUAUUUACUUUAGGCAAUCAAAACAACAAAUCAUUUGAGCGCCUCCUUUUUUUCACUUAGCAAAUUAGAAACUGUUGUACAUAUUUGCCUGAAUGUAUUUUAAUGAACGAUCCAUAAUACUACUUAAACUAAAAAAUGAAAAAUAAAUAAUAGUUAAAACAAGAAACAAAACACGCUUUUAUAUAAAAUCCAACUAAAAAAUAGAAAAUAAAUUUAUCUACUAAAACAACUAUCUUAAUUAAAACAAGUACCUAACUACUAUUUACAUUACUACGACAACAGUCAACAUCUAAGGGGUGCCUGCCACUGGGCCCGUGCCACCCUUACAAUAAAGGGGAAGAAGGAACUUAGUACUAUUCUGUGGCACUCACCCGCCCCGGACUCCACUUUCGAGGCAGUCCGGGGUGGGGAGCGAUCGAACACUCUCUACUGGUGUGCGAAGAAAACCUUGUUUGUUUUCUGAUGUACCGCUCGGUUCCAACUACCGUGCGAAGAGACAGGAGACCUGAAACCUCGCCCGCGAAGCUCGCUGGAUGAGGUGAUACCAAGCCUCAGCUGCGUAAGAGAUACGGAACGAACAUACAGCGAGUUUAGUCCUGACCGGGAACCUGGAAGCCAAGACCGGCCGGAGAAGGAAUCUCGCAUGGCGAGACGCCGCUAACACGUUAUUGGCAUGGGCGACCAUACUCAACGCCCGGUCAACCUCGACCCCCAGAAAAUGUUUAUGCUCUUCAUAAUUUCCUUCAUAAUCGUCCCGGUGCUCAAAUGUUGUGGCACAGAAACUUCAACUUACACAACUCAGUACGAUGAGGUCGAUAUAAAGGAAAUUAUGGGCAACGAACGCUUGUUGGUAGCUUAUAUCGGCUGCUUGCUUGACAAAAACCCAUGCACCCCGGAAGGAAAGGAAUUGAAGCGAAAUAUUCCGGAUGCUUUACAAAGCGACUGCAGUAAAUGUAGCGACAAACAGCGGGAGAACGCCGACGCUUGGAUUGAAUUUAUGAUAGACAACCGUCCAGAAGAUUGGACAAAGCUUGAAGAAAGAUACAACCCAGACGGCAGCUACAGGACCAAAUAUUUGGAGGGCAAACACAACGCCACAAGCAACGUUGAUGAAUCUAAAUAAGGAGUAAAAAAAAAAUAUAUAAAUGUAUAAUGGAAAUUUAAUUUUAUUCGUCAAGGGCUCUAAAUAAACUUAAAUCGUAAAACAA
Molecule: messenger RNA, 3373 nt
Organism: Bombyx mori (domestic silkworm)
Lineage: Eukaryota; Metazoa; Arthropoda; Insecta; Lepidoptera; Bombycidae
Gene: CSP12
Product: chemosensory protein 12
Exons: 5
Coding region: 2839-3288 (149 amino acids)
Source: RefSeq, a predicted model, not a curated record